AUGUUUGUUCUCUUCUGGGCGACUCUGCUCUUCUCUGUGAGCGGCACCAGUGCUGACACAGGUGCAUCAGUGAGGCAAAGACAACACUGUCCGGUUUAUGGAUACUGUAUCACUCUUCCUGAAGGAGAAAUAACAGCAGAGGCUGGACUCUGUGUUGUGAUACCGUGCUCCUUCACUACUGAUGAUACCUUCACACCCCAACAUAUAGUUUGGUCCAAAUGUGAACAAAUUAGUAGCAGCUGUAGUACUAUAUUCCACACAGACAAAUACAGAUAUGUUCAACCUGGGUCCAGAGGACGAGUGUCACUGUUGGAGUCGGACCUGAGUCAAAAGACCUGCAGCGUCAUCAUCAAUGACCUCACUGAGUCAGAUUCUGGGUCAUAUCAGCUCAGAGUUAUUGGUAUACAGUUUGGGAGGAUGGACAGAUUGACCUUCCCUCUAAGAGCGACUAUCUCUGUUAAAGAUCUGAGUCAGAAGCCCACAGUGAUGGUUCCUCCGCUGACAGAAGGACAGCAGACCACACUGACCUGCACUGCUCCUGGUCUCUGUGCUGGAUCCGUUCCUACAAUCACCUGGACCUUGAGAGGAAGAGGAGAGGAUGACUCUCACAUUACAGGAAACAUCAUGACAGAGACUCUGACUGCUUUCAAACAGAGACACAGCUCAACUUUGACCUUUAAUGCUUCAGCUGAACACCACGGCACUCAGGUCACCUGUAAGGUCGGCUUCACAGGUGACACAGCUACAGAGGAGACAGUGACUCUGAAUGUGACCUAUGUGAAAGAAGUUAAAGUGACUGGGAAUACAAGUCUGAAGGAAGGUGAGACCCUGAAUCUGACCUGCAGUAUUGAAAGCUUCCCUCCGUCUUCUAUCAUGUGGACUAAACUCUCCAACAAAACUUUGAAAAAUGGAAGAGAAACUAAUCUUCAGAGCCGCACAGUAACUGACCUGCAGAUUGACCCACAAACAGCCACUCUUAUCAUCCCUAAUGUGACAGCAGAACACGCUGGACAGUACAUGUGUACAGCAAAACAUUUGAACAACACCCUGACCAAAGAAGUUGACAUAACAGUUAAAUAUAUGAGGAAACCUGAAAUCACUGGGGAUGUAAUUGUUGAAGAAGGCAACACUCUGAAUCUGACCUGCAAUGCUGAAAUAAGUCCUGUGCAGCACUACAUACCUGCAGUCCUUCCCUGGGUCCUGGGUGUAUCUUUAAGUGUGAAUGUCUUCAGCAUCAUCUACGUGAUUUUCCUUUGGAGCACUAGAAAAAAGGUGAAACCACUUCAAGAGGACAGAACAUACAUGUCACUGCAGAAAAGAGAUCAAUCAGCAGAGUACGAUGUCAUUGGCCACCCUCAGCGCUGA
Molecule: messenger RNA, 1365 nt
Organism: Scomber japonicus (chub mackerel)
Lineage: Eukaryota; Metazoa; Chordata; Actinopteri; Scombriformes; Scombridae
Product: sialic acid-binding Ig-like lectin 14
Exons: 7
Coding region: 1-1365 (454 amino acids)
Source: RefSeq, a predicted model, not a curated record